AUGAGUCUUAUCUAUCAUCUUGCACCUGCUACAAGAUGGUAUUCGUGGCCAGAAGAUAAACCUUAUUUACCAGCUGAAUAUGACAAAGAUGGUUUUAUUCAUUGUACAUCUGGUGAUGAACUUAUGAUUAAAGUAGCUAAUCAGUUUUAUAAAAAUGUUUCUGGUGAUUAUGUUUUACUUGUUAUUGAUACAAUGAAAUUACAAGAUCCAUCAUCACCUGUUAAAUGGGAAAAAGCAUCAGAAUUCGAUUCACUUUUUCCACAUAUCUAUGGUCCUAUUGAUCGUAAAGCUAUUGUUGAAGUACGAACUGUACAACGAACAGAUGAUGGAACAUUUGUUGGAUGGUCAACAUCAAAUUAA
Rotaria sp. Silwood1 is the source of this 360-nucleotide messenger RNA. Lineage: Eukaryota; Metazoa; Rotifera; Eurotatoria; Philodinida; Philodinidae. The record is from the annotation of a GenBank genome assembly.